Molecule: messenger RNA, 1723 nt
Organism: Lingula anatina
Lineage: Eukaryota; Metazoa; Brachiopoda; Lingulata; Lingulida; Lingulidae
Product: beta-1,3-galactosyltransferase 1
Biological process (GO): protein O-linked glycosylation
Cellular component (GO): Golgi membrane
Molecular function (GO): hexosyltransferase activity
Source: RefSeq, a predicted model, not a curated record
CUCGGAUCUCAGACUUAUAUUAUAACUAUAUAGUCUUAAAGAGCCGGUAUUCCAGAUGAGCACACGUGUUUGACGUGUUGUCGUUGAAUUAUUGAUACAACUUCUAACAGAAUCAUAAUAUAUGACAAGCUUCUAUGCUGGAUGCAAGCUCGUAUAAUUAAAGCAUAUAGAAGAUUUAUGAUACACUUUUAAUUUUACUUCGAUAAAGCACAAUCUCCAAAAUGCGCUUCUCCGUGUACAAACUAGCGCUGUUGGGAAAUUUUGUUCAGAUGAGACGGUGGCCGCGUCUGUGGCCUCUUCUUGCCGUCAUGGCAGCCAUUGCGGGAACAGUGUAUGUCCAACACGUGUGCAAAGCAUGGUAUCGCGCUAUAUACGAACCUGGCUGCAUUGCAACGUCAAAUAGGGAAGAUAGAAAGAGCAUCUAUGGGCAAUACUCGUGGAGGGAUAUUUUUCAGUUUAGUGAUAAAGAAAAUGAGAAAUUUACGAAAGGUUUAACUAAUAUUACGACAAUUAUGACUCCAACGGACUGUACAAGAGCGGACAGCGACCAAGGAAUUGACGUUUUAAUUUAUAUUAAUUCCGCAAUAGAAAACCGAAAGCGACGAGAUUUCAUCAGGAAAACCUGGGGGGCUAACAUCAACGUUAUUGAACUUGUCAUUAAAGUGGUCUUCGUUUUAGGUACAUUACCAAGCUAUAAUGACUACGAUGUGGACACCAAGAGAGAACACGAGGUUCACGGUGAUAUACUUCAGGGGGACUUCAUAGACAAUUACAUGAACCUAACGUACAAGGGUGUGCUUGGGUUAACAUAUGCAGCCAACUGCUCCACAGCUAGGUAUAUUCUAAAAGUAGACGACGACGUCCUAGUUAAUAUAUUCAGAUUAAAAUAUCACAUUGACACGUAUGCACCUGCUUUAACUGACAAACUCCAGUGCUUUCUGUACGGCGGCUAUGAUGCCGAUGUUAGCCGGAAACCCAAAGCUAAAUGGUGCAUGAAUCGUGAUGAAUUUUUAGACACUUAUUACCCAGAUUUCUGCGGGGGUUCAGCCGUUCUGAUGACACUGACAACGGCUGAGAAACUGAUAACAGAAACGUGGACGACCCCGUUCUACUGGGUUGAUGACGUGUAUGUUUUCGGUCUUCUGGCUUACAAAGCGAAUAUAGGUCACGUGCACAUGUCAGUGAACUUUGAUGGAAACGUGACCUAUUACCAGUCUCUAUACAAUAAUUCAUCUUCUUUAAUUUUUGCUAAUAUCCAGGAUGAUGCCAUCAGAGAACAAGUUUGGCAGUGGAUCUUAUUAGACGUUGACCGAGUAUAAGUUUGCAAUGCAAAAUAUAUUAAUAAUGUACUAGUAUUUCCCUUUUUUGUUCACAGUAAGAGAUAUCAUUCUUUAGGGGUCAUUAUAUGACAAUGUUAUGGACGCAUUGGAUUUCAUUUAUAAAGACAAAGCUAUGGAUUUAACAGUUUCUCUUUUUUGGACUGCUUUUAUUUUGCACCUUAUGAAUUUUAAUCAUAUCGCAAUAUUUCGUAAGAGGUUCUAAAUGCAGUUCACCCCGAAACUUAAUUGUAUACCUGCGCAGCACAAAACCGGCGUAUUUUAUCUUUUAUACCACUUUCGGUUUGAGAUGGUAAUUGCCUAUUUGUAGGUCUGUCUUACCAGUCACCUCCACACAAUCGCACAGUUGCUACAGAUACACGUAUAUUUUCAUAGCCGUUUUCAAA